AUGGACCGGAGACAGACCUGGAACACCACAGGACCGGGAGACAGACUGGCAGGAACGAUGGCAACACGUGGACCGAGACAGACCGGAGGGCACAGACCGGAAACCCAGGACCGGGAGACAGACCAGGAACACCCAGGACCAGGAGACCGAGGCCCAGGACAGGACCCAGGAGGCCAGGAAAAUGGAACCAGGACCGUGAGACAGACCAGGAGUGGCCAGGCAGGGAACCACCGGAAACCCAGGACCGGAGACAGGACCAGGCACAAUGGACCGGAGAGACCAGGAGGGCCAGGCAGGAAAAUAACCCAGGAAACGGACCAGGACCGUGAGACCGAGACAGGACCCAGGAAAUGGACACGGAAACCGGGACCGGACCGGAGACAGACCCAGGAAGGAAACCCAGGAGACCAGGAGACAGGACCAGGACAGACCAGGAGGAAAAUAACACGGAACCCAGGACCGGUGGAGACAGACCAGGAGGACAGACCAACCCAGGACACACAGGACCGGAAAAUAACCCAGGAACGCCCAGGACACACCCAGACAGACCCAGGAGGGCCAGGACGGGAAGGAAGGAUGGACAAGGAAACGAGGGCCAAUGGACCGGAGACAGGACAGCAGGAACCAGGACCGGACCGACGGAGGAAAUAA
Messenger RNA from Haliotis rubra (blacklip abalone), 651 nucleotides. Its product is annotated as protein piccolo-like. The coding region runs from base 1 to 651 and encodes 216 amino acids. The record is from RefSeq and is a predicted model, not a curated record. The transcript has a single exon. NCBI's taxonomy places the organism in Eukaryota, Metazoa, Mollusca, Gastropoda, Lepetellida, Haliotidae.